Messenger RNA from Anopheles coustani, 1335 nucleotides. RefSeq names its product zinc finger protein 628-like. The record is from RefSeq and is a predicted model, not a curated record. Bases 1 to 1335 code for a protein of 444 amino acids. NCBI's taxonomy places the organism in Eukaryota, Metazoa, Arthropoda, Insecta, Diptera, Culicidae. The transcript has a single exon.
AUGGAACCGAACGAAGAAAGCACAGCAGCCAAAACGACGUCCAAUCAAUCGUCCAGCAGGACGAGUUAUGAGUGUAAAACAUGCCGCAAAACGGUCUACUCCAAGUCGCACAAACAGUUUCACGAUGAAAUCCACCGUACCACCCGGCAUGCGUGUGUUCGCUGCGGAAAAAGCUACAUGCACAAGCGAGACCUGGAGUUGCAUCGAAAAACGCAUGACGCAUCAGGCCGGCACUACUGCACCCGGUGCACGGCCAGCUUUGAAACGGACGAGCAGUUGCAGGCGCAUAAAGAAACUAAGCAUACAUCGAAGGAAAAAUUUGCUUGUAAACAGUGUCCGCUGCAGUUUACACUGAAAGGCAAUCUUAAGAAGCACCUAGUGGUGCACAACGGGAACCGGUCGCACGCGUGCACCGAGUGUGAGAAAACGUUCCUACGUCCCAACGCCCUAAAGCAUCAUAUGCUGAGCCACCGUGUGAAGGGAUACCAAUGUAAGUCCUGUGGCAAAGAGUUCAUCGAUGCGCGUAACUUGGAACGGCAUCUCAAGACACACUCCAAUUUGAGGGGCUACAAGUGCGCCAUAUGUGGUGUGUCGAGUACGCGAAGGGAUAAUAUCGUGCGACACGCAAAAAGCUUUCACCCGGAAGGUGACUUGAAGCAAGUCGUGUUGGCGAACGGAAGCAUCAGCGGGGGCCACGUGGAAGCAAUAAAACGAGAAGCGCAGAAGAGCGCCAAACCGUCGCCAAUGCCCGUGCAAACGAAUCGCAUCAGUGUGAUACAGAUUGUUGGGACGCCAAAAACACCGAUCGACGUGCCGAAGCAGCCCACGCAUACCGAAGAUCGGACGAAUUCAAACGAUACAAGCUCGACGAGUGAUCCGAUGGUGGUGGCCGGCUCCCCAGGGGUUGCCGCUAGACAGGAAGUAUCAAAAUCGAUGUUCACGACACGUCUUGACAAUCUUGAAAUCUAUCGAAAGAUCUUAAAACCAGCCACUACGCACAGCAGCAGCACCGCCACCGGCAAUGGUAGUAGCAAUAGUAUCAACAGUAGUUACAUAAGUACCGCACAAUCGGAAGCAUCACAGCCGAGCGAUAGUAACCACAACAUGUCGCUAUACCCUCCCAGACCGACUCAGGUCGAGAUCGCGCCAAAUGCAUGCAAACAAAACGCACAGCCAGAUGGUCGCAGCAGCAUCGAUGCUGGUAUUGGUAUCAGGCCGAACACCAACGGCGGCGGUGGUCUAGGAUCUAUAAAUAAUUUCUGUGAGGUACAUUGGCGUAAACGCACCUCGCAGCACUUUAUUACUAGCAGCAAGGCGGCACAGGGCACCGAUUGA